Phlebotomus papatasi is the source of this 1814-nucleotide messenger RNA. RefSeq names its product ADP-dependent glucokinase. NCBI's taxonomy places the organism in Eukaryota, Metazoa, Arthropoda, Insecta, Diptera, Psychodidae. Gene Ontology annotation, cellular component: endoplasmic reticulum. Gene Ontology annotation, biological process: glucose metabolic process. The coding region runs from base 83 to 1537 and encodes 484 amino acids. The record is from RefSeq and is a predicted model, not a curated record. Gene Ontology annotation, molecular function: ADP-specific glucokinase activity. The transcript has 3 exons.
CUUUGGAGUGAUUUCAGAGAAUGUGGUUCCGGGACGCUGUCAGAUCGUGCUCUUGAAUUUUGUGUUGUUACCCGGUGAAAAGAUGCCCUCGUUCCCCUACUUCUCUGUUCUGACCACAUUUGGUGUUUUCUGUGCCCUCUUUGCCAUAAUCCUCCAGGGCUUCUUUGCCUCUCAGGAUCUCAAGAGAAUCACCGAAAUUCUCACCAAUCUCCUCAUCCUCGAGAAUCUCGAUGUUGUAUCCCAGCGCGUGGCUGUUGGAUAUGGGUCCUGCAAGGAUCUCUAUGUCCCAGGUACGCAAUUCCUCAAUUACACCAUCGGUCAGUGCCGGGAAGAGUGCAUGGGAGGAGAAAUCUUCAGCCGGCGAGAUUUAUUCGAGAACUUUGGGUAUUUCUUUCAGCGCGGAGCCGCAGCUGAACGCUACACAUCCAACAAAUCGCUCUUCGAUGAGCUCAUUAGAGGGGCCAGUGAGAACAACUUGGACACAAAAUGGUCCCUGGGAGGGAAUGCACCAGUAAUGGCCAAGAGAUUUCACCUGGAAGGUGCUCAGGUUCUUUUAGCUGCCCAAAUGUCGAGUGAUCUUAGGAAAUCAAUUCCCAAGGAGAUUCUCCUAUCUCUCUCGUCAUCUAUCGAACAAGAUGAUAUUCAUCUGAUCCUGGAAUACAGAUCAGGCGAGAAAUGGGGCCCUCUUCGGGCGCCCCGUGCCAAUCGUUUCAUCCUCCACAAUGACCAGAACAACCCAACGCUGAGUGUUCUGGAGUCUCUGGAUCCCCUCCUGGAUGACUUCAAGCCGCGUUUAUUCGUUGUCAGUGGGCUCCAAAUGAUGGAUAACUAUCCCUUUGCAAAUGGUGUAAGAGCAAAGCGCUUAGCCAAAGUCAGGAAGCAAGUAGCAUCCCUGCCCAAUGAGACUCUUGUGCACUUCGAGAUGGCCAGUUACGUGGAAAUUGAGCUGAUCGAUCAGCUCCUAAAAUACGUAAUUCCUUAUUGCGACUCUGUGGGGAUGAAUGAGCAAGAACUGGAGAAUCUCCAGCGAUUCCUGUCCACGAGAACAGUGAGUCUUGCCGCAGAUUCUAAUCCCCGAGUAGCCAAAACUCUUCGGCAAAUGAGAGAAGUUUUCAGCGCAAUUAGAACGCUUCCCGUUAAUGAUCCCCAUAGGCGAGAACUGACCAGGAUUCAUGUGCAUACCCUGGCUUAUCAGGCCAUCCUCAUAGCCAAUGCUUCAGAGUGGAAGAACCCUAUCAACGCAGUGGCAAAAGCUGCCCUAACUGCCCAUCGACAUGUCUGUGGAACAAGCCACAUCAAUCCUGACUUGGCAUCGCUAAUCCUGGAUGAUAGUUUUGCCACAACAAUGACCCCUAAUGAACCAGGAAGUCGCAGAAUAAAGAUACACUCAACAGAACCAGUUUCCUGCUGGAAAGAGGAAAUCUCUGGGACUGAGGUCAAGAUCUGCGUGGCUCCUGUGCUCGUUUGCAAGAGCGCCAGGCAAACAGCCGGUGCCGGAGAUAAUAUCUCAGCUGCUGGACUGAUCCUACAAAUCUAGGUAUACUAAAGCAUUUGAGAACGAAGACUUUAUCACAGGACUGUAGAGAGGGUGCUUUGAUGCUUAAUACUAAGAUUCUUAAGUUUCUACUCAAUAUACAACGUUUUUAGUGCCUCAUUCUAGCUUUUGGAAUUUAUUAUAUUCAUUCCUGUUACGCAUUUAUUAAUUUUCCUUUUUGAAGGAUUGAAUUAUUAAUAUUAGAAAAAAAAAUGUGAUUUUAUUUGAAUUUGUAAAAGACGAUUAAAUUAGUAAUAAACUGAUUAUAAUUAAAAAUUGA